UCGGUUCGAUUGCGGUUUUGUCUACGUGCGUGGUGCAAAAGCGUGUGCUUGCUUUCGUCUUUUUUCAUUUGACAUUUAAAUUGUUCUAAUACGAUAUUUACCAAUCAAAUACAGGUUGUAUGUUUAGGUUUAGAAACGCCGUUUAGGAUCUGCUCUAGGCUUAAGUUGUGUGUUUGUUGUAUAGCUUCAUGUAAAUCUAGAUAUGUGCAAGUGUCAAUUUAGAAAUGUCAGAGAAAUAUAGGUUAAGUAAUUUGCAGCUGUAUAUUGUUUCUAUGGUUUCUCGAUUAUUUUGAAACCACCUUUAGGAUUUUUUACGUGUAAACCGUAGCAUAGGUUGUUAGGUUGUAAGAUUCUGUGAGACGUCGUUUCGAAGUGACCGGAAACAACGAAAAUAAUGGCCUUUAACAACAAGGAAGUCGACGUUUAUUUUGAUUUGGUUACGAUCGCCAUGACGGGGAAAAUCCAUGCGAAGGUGAAGGGCUGUGCGAAGCAAAAUGGGUUGCUUCGGCAGCAAAGACAAGCUGUCAAAAGAAGACAUGGACUUUUUAAAAUCACACACUCGCUACGAUGAGAGCACGAUAAAAGAAUGGUACAAAGGAUUUAAGCAAGACUGUCCAAAUGGUCGACUGACGCCCGCCAAAUUCGUAGACAUGUACAAGAUGUUCUUCCCAUCCGGCAACGCCGAAGAAUUCUGUGAUCACGUAUUUAGAACCUUCGACAUGGACAAAAACGGCUAUAUUGAUUUCAAGGAGUUCCUGCUGGCGAUCGAUGUAACGUCGAGCGGCACACCAGAGGAGAAAUUGAAAUGGGCCUUCCGUAUGUACGACGUUGACGGUAACGGUGUUAUUGACAUACAGGAGAUGACCAAAAUUGUCCAGGCGAUUUACGACAUGCUGGGAGCGUGUUCGUCGAACAGGCCGGCGGAUUCUGCGGAGGACCGUGCGAAGAACAUCUUCGCCAAAAUGGACGAGAACAACGACGGCCAGCUCACACAGGACGAGUUCCUCAAGGGCUGUCUGCAGGACGAGGAACUGUCCAAGAUGCUCGCCCCUUAAUGCGUCUAAUCGGUCUCCCGCGCCCACCUUUAAAAAGACUUUGUGUUUAUUGGAUGACCAAGCUAAAUAAGAAAUUCAAUCUCUCGCACACGGGUACAUCACUCAUCCAUCUUUUUUUGCAUUAUCGAACCAUCCAAGGAUUGAUUCCAGAGCCGCAGGUCGCGUAUCAACAUCGAUGAACUCUUAAUUUAGAUUGAAUUUUAUGUUGUCUGUUUUGUUUUUAUUUAUUGUUGGUGAGGCUAGACGUGCCAUUGCUUCUCAUUAAGCCUAUUCAAAAGUGUGUAAAAUUGUUCUUAUUGCGGAUUAAAAACGGCCUUUUCGCACACCUGGAUAAUACUCAUGCGUUGAAACAAUGAUGGUCGCAUAGAAUUGACUGGUUGAUUCUGUGCGACCGUUAUUCCCAUUUUUAUAAGCGUCACAGAUUCAUCAUAAAACUUAAAUGUAAAUAGAUGUCGUUUUUUAAUAUUAUAAAUGAUCUAGACAAUGUAUAGGAUGGUUUGAAGUGAACACACCUUUCUAUACGGUUCCCUGAAAUAUUAAUAUAAUAAUAACAAAAUGUAAUUGCACAAGUUUACGAUACAAUCUACUUUAAAGUCACAACUAAGUUUCGAUUAGAGAGAUUUAUUAUAUAAAAGACAAUAAGGAUAAAAAUGAAUUUCUGCUUUUAUGUAGAGUGUAUUAUUUGAAAAACUAAAUAGCACAAUCAAACUUGUUGAUAGACACAAUUUUAAAUUAAGAUUGGAACACUGUCGUUUCGAUGGGUACAUUUGCUUAUGAUAAACAUAAUUUUAAGGAGUGAUCAUUGCCUUUUUAAUACAGAAAAUAAUUUUUGAUAAAUUUAGUUAACCAUGCACAAAAAAGUAAUUAUUAGAUUACGUAGUGAUUUUGAUAAAUUUACAAAUGGGUAAAAACAAACUACUUAAUAAAAAUAAACGGAACAAUUAAUGGAUACAAUCAUUAUUGUAUAAGAGACCAAGGAAAAUGGGGAUUAAACAUGUAAUCGUUAAGAUAGAGCGGAAAAGUACUGCUAUUAAAAAUCGGCCGUUUGGUUAACUCAUCUAAAUACAAAGUACCGAGUACAAUUGUUCAAACAAAAUAAUAAACAAACCACAUAUAAUUACUAAAAUUGGAUGUUAACGUUUGAAACACAGGAAUUUCCAACAUCCGUCCAAAGCAAAUCAGUCGUAGUAAUGAGUGCUUUGUAGGAUCUUUGCUGAUAACCAAAUGGCAACUAAAAUGUCAAUUAAACAGAGCAAGUUAAUUUCUGCGCGCGAUCCCUUCCAAGUACAUUUAGCUAGUAAAUACAUUAUUAAUUAGAUAGGUUUAAAAAAAAAACAUUCCUCGUCGCACAACGGCGAUCUUUUCAAUGAAACUAGAGUCCGAACAAAGAGAGUUGCAACAAUGGCCUGUGCAGUAUUUUUAAUCCGUGAUAAAGAUGACCGGGCAUCGUCGAUUGAUGUAGGGAGGGACCUGCCUGUACGAUCCCCGGGCUAUUAUUAAAAAAAUAUUUAGCGAGAAUUAUAGCUUAGAUAACAAAUUGGUAUCAAGCGUUUUUUCAUCCAGUGGAUGGAUAUAUUGUAAGCGACGGAAGGACCAUCGAUCGUACUAGAAUUACGUUUCGGUCGUCUUGAUUGAACGCGAUUAACGGCUAUUUGUAGGCUUAAUCGGCGGACUGAAAAGUUGAUGUAGUUAAUUAAGUCGGUAAUUCUAUUUUUGUGUGACGGUCGAUGGUGUCUUCGGUUGCCCUAUUAUGGGUGUUGUACAGACUGUCGCAUAAAGCAUUUACUUACAACAAUUUUUUAGAUGUCGUUUAAAGAAAAUAUGAAUGUAUUUUACAUUUUAAGCAUAUCAUCAACUUCUUCACUAGAAAUCACCUACUUAUUAUAUUCGAAUUUAAAAGCGGAUGACAAUUUUCAACUCUCCAGUUACGGUGGGAUCACGUUGAAUUAGGGAACAAGACACAUAUCGGUUAUCGGUUAAUUUUGCUGCGGGACAACGUGGAGAGGUUUCAGAUUCUUUACCAUAACUGAAAUGAAUAAGGCCGACGGUUUUGAUUUCUUAUUCCUACGAUCGGGCCGCACGAAUUCGCCGACUUAUCGCAGACGAUCUGGCGUUUGUUUCGAUAUGUGGGGAAUGAGCACAAACUCCACAAGUAUAAAUCAAAACGCGAUUAUUCAUAAUUUUUAUGGCGCCCGACUCCGGUCUGUUUUCCUGUUCGGAACGCAACUCGGGUCGACUUUUCGUGUCGUUCAAAUGGAAAAUAAAAAUAAAUAGAACAUUUUUUACAUACCCUACUCUAUUAUAAUAUAAAUAUUCGCACAUUUAUCCAUUUUUAGUCACGGCAUUAUGGAGCUCCCGUUGCCGUUUUCUAAAUGUUAACCUGCAAAGAUUAAUAAGCAUUUGUAAAAGGGGGGGCGAUUCGUUUUCGUUCCAGGAUCGAUACAUUUUAGCCGUGAACAAAUUAUCCACCUUUUCGUCGAAAUCGCGCCAAGCCAUACGCUGUUGUAUCCUACCCGCUUCAGAUUCUGGAAAGGGUAAGAGAACUCCCCCGCUAUUAACAUUAUUUUCGUUUUCGUACCGCAUUGAAAUUUGGCAUUUUGGUAACAGAGAUGUGAUACAUCACUCCAUUAUAUGUAUUUGUCAGGUGUUUUAAGUGGAUUGUCUAUUCAUAUUUUUCUACUUGCACAUAUUGUAAGAUAUAUUAUGCUGUAUUCUAGAUGUUAUUAAAAUUAAGAUUUUUGUAAAAAAAUUCACGCCUUCCAGGUCAAGUUGUCUGGAACGCGUGGAUUUUUGACGGACGCCGGCGGAAAGCUCCUCGUUGUCUCGGCAUGUGAAAUAAACUCAAAAUCGCCAGUUGCAUUUUGUAUAUUAUUUUUACUACUUCGCAUCUGUGUCAAUACGCUUUCAACUCUGUACUUUUAUAAUAUACAUAAUGUGCCACGAACUAUUGACCUAAAGACAUAAAACAAAACAAGCUUCACAUGCAUAUAAUCAAAUAGAAAUGUGUUCUUUAGGUCGUAACUUCUUGGAGGCGUGUAAAUAUUCCGGUACGACUACGGUUUUGACAACGCCGAUUUAAUUCGAGGUGUUUUCGCUGGUUGUAUUUAUUAGUAUUGUAGAGAAAAGUGGUAAAUAUACUGAAAUUGGCCAGAAGCAGAUCCUUUAGGGUGAACUAAUAUCACUAUUUAUUGAUGGCAGAUCAGAUAAUCUUUGGAUUUUUAUCACUAAAUAUUAGGACAAUUAAAUGAUAUACAUAUUUGG
Molecule: messenger RNA, 4316 nt
Organism: Aethina tumida (small hive beetle)
Lineage: Eukaryota; Metazoa; Arthropoda; Insecta; Coleoptera; Nitidulidae
Product: neuronal calcium sensor 2
Exons: 6
Coding region: 495-1055 (186 amino acids)
Molecular function (GO): calcium ion binding
Source: RefSeq, a predicted model, not a curated record